AUGUUAUCUCGUUAUCUGUCACUCGUUGCUGGAGCCUCCAUUUUAUCGCUGGCUGCUUCCCAGGGUACUGUCAGUCUUGUGAUUUCGGCGCGGCCAACUCCUGGCGCAUCCGAUAUCAUCAGUCCUUCGUUCGCAGGCUUCGGGAUCGAACCGUCGAACCUAUUCUCCUUCACUGGAGGCCAAGAAGAGAAUGUUUUGUCCAAGAACUUGAUAGAGAAUUUGGCCAAUUACACAGGAACUCCACCACAUUUUCGAAUUGGGGGCAAUACACAGGACUACUUCAAAUGGGAUGCAAAUUACGAUGACUAUGCCUGGGAAAACAAUCCCAAUGCGGUUGGCCAGGGAGCGUUUGCUUCUGACCAUAUGAUCAUUGGACCCCGGUACUUUGAAGUAUUGAACCGCCUGCCCAGCAAUACCCCCAUCACGUUUGGUCUGAAUCUCGCGUACCAAGAAGACGAUUAUAUCGACCAGAUCACCACGAUGGCCACCCAGGCUAUCGAGAGACUGUCUGAUGUCAAUCUCGUAUCUUUUGAAAUUGGUAAUGAGCCUGACCUCUACGCGCAAAACGGAUUUCGCACUGGGGGAUGGGGUGGCCAGAUCUACACCCAACAGUGGUUAGAUCGUGCCAGUGCCAUAUGGGAGCAGGUACUACAACCCAGGGGAAUGCCUAGCAACUUCUUUGAGCCUGGUGCCACGGCUUCGACCAUUGGUACAAGCUUCCAGAUUGAGAAUUUGGAUCAAUUCGGCAUCACUACCCUUGCUAAUGAUUCUACCGAAUCUUACGUUGCAAGUUGGAAUCAACACGAUUACUACUACUACAUCGGGGUUUCAACCUAUCCUAUCACCCAAUACCACUUUAUGACCCUGUCAACGACUAAUGAUCAGUUUGGCGCUUGGGUCGAGCAAAUUCAACAGGCCCAUGAUACUGGAAUUCCUUACGCUCUUCGCGAGAUGGGUGUUGUUGGACCAAUUGGUCUGAACGAAAUUACUGACGUAUUUGGAGCUGCUCUGUGGGGAUUGAACUUCUUGCUAUAUGCAGCCACGCUCAACAUCACAAUGGUCGGCAUGCAUAUGACGGAUAACAGCAAUGCCAGUGCAUGGCAGCCAAUUAAUAUGUAUGGCAACGAACCUUACGUACGACCCAACUACUAUUCUUUCGUCGCCUUCGACCAGCUUAUCGGCCCAACAUGCCAAGCUCAGAUCGGUGGCUAUAUCCUGCAUGAUGCGCCAGACCAAUAUCAAGGACGCAGCGCUGCCUACUCGGUCUAUCAGGAUGGCACACUUGCGUCUGUUGUUUUGAUCAACUCAAAUCCCGCAAACGUCUCCGAAACCGAUAAGCCAAGUUUGACUUUUGACCUUACUCUCCCGACACAAUUCGCAGGACAAGAUCUUUAUCUCGCAUAUCUAACCAAUGAAGGUGCCGAUGCCUACCGCGGCACGACCUUCAAUGGCAUCAGCUAUGAGGAAAGUGGUGACGGGCUUCCCACGCGUGUGAACGAUACAGAACAUCGCGUCAGAAUCAACAACGAUGGAACGGUUUCAGUCGUUGUUCGAGAUACUGAGGCGAUCAUUGCCAACAUUGGUUCGCCGAUUGGUAACCUAGAACCCAAUCGAGCUGCCUGCGAGGCUCUAGCAAGUACCAGACAGGACGCACGGCCAGCUGCCACACCUGUUGGAACAAACACAGCAGAUGCGCCAGCAUCCUCUUCAACCCAGAGUAAUGCAGCGUCGAGGACCGGGAAUAGUGCCAGCCCAAGCAGCACUAACGGCAUGACGAGAUUGUCUACCAUGAUCAUGGCCACCCUUGGUUCUGCAUUUUUGAGCGGUAUUUGGCUAGUAAUGGCAUAG
Molecule: messenger RNA, 1848 nt
Organism: Exophiala bonariae
Lineage: Eukaryota; Fungi; Ascomycota; Eurotiomycetes; Chaetothyriales; Herpotrichiellaceae
Exons: 1
Coding region: 1-1848 (615 amino acids)
Source: RefSeq, a predicted model, not a curated record